Messenger RNA from Lineus longissimus, 1509 nucleotides. Its product is annotated as neuropeptide F receptor-like. The transcript is spliced from 2 exons. Gene Ontology annotation, molecular function: neuropeptide Y receptor activity; neuropeptide binding. Gene Ontology annotation, cellular component: plasma membrane; neuron projection. Gene Ontology annotation, biological process: G protein-coupled receptor signaling pathway. Bases 205 to 1509 code for a protein of 434 amino acids. The record is from RefSeq and is a predicted model, not a curated record. NCBI's taxonomy places the organism in Eukaryota, Metazoa, Nemertea, Pilidiophora, Heteronemertea, Lineidae.
GACGACGCUAUUAAGCUGACGACUCUGUCACGAAUGGAUUCUGCUUCAAUUAGUCAUUUGGUGGAGCUUUGAUUGGGAAAAGUGUUCGGGUUAAUCCUCUCGAAUGGAUUUUCGAAUUGUACUUAUCUGACGUAGCCUGGGUGUUUUAGUAGCGCGACAUUCAUUUUUUUCUAUAUUAAGUUCAGGAUACCAGUACUCGCCAAGAUGAUGACCAAGGAAUCCGUUAACCGGAUGUUGCAGAUCAUGUUCGUCGGAUACGGAAACGCCACUCCAACACCACCUAGCGCUCGGCCUCAGAACUACUCCCAAUUCCGUCCGCCAACCAAGAUGGUUGCCAACUUCAGUAUGUCGGAGUUUUACAGGAUUGUAAUGGAAGAGGUUGGCGGUAAAGAGUGGUUCCCCAUCGAGACUGAAAUGCCUCUGAUCCUAAUCUACGCAAUGCUUAUCACUUUAGGAAUAACUGCGAAUACUUUAAUAUUUUCAAUCAUUGCCCGGAAUUCUCGUUUGCGGACGGCCAGAAAUGUGUACAUUCUCAACCUGGCGCUUUCGGACAUGUUUAUGUGCUUGAUAUGUAUGCCUUUCACUCUGUACAAACUCUUACGAAAGAAUUGGAUGCUGGGGGAUUCGCUUUGUAAGAUGGUUCCUGGAUUCCAGGCGGUGAAUGUUAUGACGUCGACGUUUACAGCGGUUGGUAUAGCCAUGGAUCGUUAUUACGCGAUAGUCUACCCCACCAGGUUCACGUGUAACGAUAGACUCAGUGGCUCCAUCUCGGUCUGUUUGUUCUUGUGGAUUUUCUCCACGUUCAUUUCUGCCCCUCUCUUUAUAUAUAACGAAGUCCACAUGGCGAAAUUCAUAGAAGAUUACGUUGAGCACGCAAUUUGUAUGGAGCUCUGGCCAAACGGGGCGGCAAAGACUAUUUACACGAUGGUCCUCAUGUGCAUUCAGUUUGUGAUCCCGGUUGUCAUUCUUUUGGUAUUACAUUGGAAGAUCUGCCAAUUCCUGCGCAUGCGCAUGAUCACAGAUCCAAAAACGCCAUCUGAGCUGGCUCGAUCGGAAAAGGAAACAAAGCGCGUGCGCAAGAACACAACAGUAUUGGUAGCAAUAGCAAUUGUAUUCGCAAUGUCAUGGUUUCCAUUAACUUUCAUUAACGUCCUUGCUGAUUUCGAUCAUAGGAUUCUGACAAAUAAGCGCUUUAACUUGGUCUAUGCCUGUUGUCAUGUCGUUGCUAUGACUACGUCCACCACGAAUCCUAUUAUCUAUGGAUGGUUGAAUCCCAACUUCCGGCGCGAGUUUUUGCGUGUCGUCUGCUUUUGGUACAAACCCGACGAAAAAGGAACCGAUGGCUACAUGGAGAACGCGGAUACGCCGAAUAGAGUAGAGUACAUGAAAAAGACCACGUAUCAAACCAUGGCGGAGACGAAGCACCUGGUGUCGACAAACUCAACUAAUGACGGAAGUGGAUCAUACAAGCUUGAAGAUGAAGCCGAUGAAGACCCGUAUGAAGAUUAG